Molecule: messenger RNA, 2550 nt
Organism: Tetrapisispora phaffii CBS 4417
Lineage: Eukaryota; Fungi; Ascomycota; Saccharomycetes; Saccharomycetales; Saccharomycetaceae
Gene: CHO2
Product: phosphatidylethanolamine N-methyltransferase
Exons: 1
Coding region: 1-2550 (849 amino acids)
Biological process (GO): phosphatidylcholine biosynthetic process
Molecular function (GO): phosphatidylethanolamine N-methyltransferase activity
Source: RefSeq, a predicted model, not a curated record
AUGUCCAACACUAUUGAGAUUGAAAGUACAUCGAAAAAUUCGUCUAAAGAUGCUGCUGAUAAGUCAAAAAAACUUAUUGCAAGGACUCGUAGUUCAGGUGUAAGUUUUAAUCCACCGGUCACUCAUGAUAUGGUCCGUUCUCUAUUUGAUCCAACUUUGAAAAAAUCGUUCCUCGAGAUAUGCAUUACUUUAACCAUCAUUUUAAACUUCAUUCUGGCUUAUUAUAUGGUUAAGUUUAUUGGCUUGUCGUAUACGAAAUUGUUCUAUUUAUGCCAAUAUGUGAUUUGGAGGUUAGGGUAUAAUUUUGGUAUUGGUUAUAUUCUGCAUAACCAAUCAAACUACGAAUCACUAACCAACUUCGCUAAUGAUCGUAAAUUAUUCGAUAAAAAAGAACAAAAAAAUAGUUUACUCUCUAGAUUUGCUCAGUUUGAAAUUAAUUCGAAACUGGAAGGCAAUGACAGCUUGUAUUCCUAUCCAACUGAAUUGAACGUAUGGUUGCUGUUUAGACAAUUUGUUGAUUUGAUCUUAAUGCAAGAUUUCUCAACUUAUAUCAUUUACGUCUAUUUAUCAUUCCCAAACAAACUAAACGAUUAUUAUAAUUUCAAUUCAUUUUUAGGUUUAAUGAUGAUUUUAUUUAAUGUUUGGGUUAAAUUAGAUGCCCAUCGUGUUGUCAAGGAUUAUGCUUGGUACUGGGGUGAUUUUUUCUUUUUGCAGGAUACUGAACUAACUUUCGAUGGUGUUUUCAAUAUUUCUCCACAUCCAAUGUAUUCAAUUGGUUAUUUAGGCUAUUAUGGUUUGUCAUUGAUUUGUAAUGAUUAUAGAGUCCUUCUGGUCUCUAUUUGGGGUCAUUUCUUACAAUUUUUAUUUUUAAAAUAUGUUGAGAAUCCUCAUAUCGAAAAAAUCUAUGGUGUUUCUAAUGAUACAGCUAUAAACUCAAACAUAGAUGAUUUAAUUUCAAAAGAACAUUAUGAUUAUUCAAGACCUUUAAUCUCAACCGGUAUUUAUUUCCAAAAUUUCCAAUAUUUGAGAUUUACUGAUUAUUUCACUGUUUCCACCGUCAUCGUGUUGAUUUCAUGGUUUUUGAUGUCAAAACCAUCAAACACUUUCUUAUUCUACUUCACAAUGUUUGUUAAGUUGGUGACUUGGUCGGGUAUCUCAAUGAUUUUAUAUCAACAAUCGCACUACAAAUGGUUUACUAAAUUGUUCUUGAAGAACGGUUACACUCAAAUUUAUUCUUAUCAAAAUUGGCAAUUCAUUUAUAGUUUUACAUUGGUUGUAAACAACACACUAUUGUUUUGCCAAACUUUGGGAAAAUUAGCCACCUUGUAUCCAUUUUCUCAAUUAUAUUCAAAAAUCAUUUUCGGUAUUUUAUUAUGUUGUUUACAAAUUUGGUGUAAUGGUGAAAUUAGAGACGCUAUCUCUGAUUUUGGUUGGUUUUAUGGUGAUUUUUUCUUAACCAACUAUAUUACGUCAAGAAAGUUGUCUUCUCGAGGUAUUUACAGAUAUCUAAAUAACCCAGAAGCAAUCUUAGGUGUUGCCGGUAUCUGGGGUACCGUUUUAAUGACCGACUUCUGUCAUGAGAAUAUUAUUUUGGCUGUUGAAUGGACUUUAACCAAUUUUAUUUUUGUUAAAUAUAUUGAACAACCACAUGUUGCGAAAGUUUAUGGUAAUUCUGUUCGUAUCAGUGGUGUUAGUAAAACUUUGCUUGCACUAAAACCAAUAAAAUCGGUUACAAGCUUUGUUGAUAUUGUCAGUAAUAAGAUGAUGCAUUCGUUAUCUUAUUUGGAUAGUGAUUCUGAAACCGAACAUAAUACAUCUGAUACUGACAGCGUUUCAAGUGGAGAUAAAGAUAUAUUCAAAUUUUCUAAGUACAAGUUGGAACACAAUAAUACUGAUAAGAUUUCACCAAAUUCGGAAUUUAAAGUUGAAGGUUUACAAAAUGAUAUCAAUUUAUUACCAAACAAAAUCACUGUUUCGUGGAAACUACCUGCAUCUAUUUACAAUGAAAAGAGUUGGAUUGGUUUAUACAACGUUUUGGAUGUUGGUAAUGAUAGAUUAAGAACUAGAGUGUCAUCUAUGAAUCACUGGUCUGCCACUUCAAAAUCUGCAUAUCCCCAUAAUCCAAUUAACAGUGCAUCUGUUUCCGAAUUCCAAAAGACUGGUUCGUCCUUUAGCGGUAAAGUGGUAUUUGAUGCUUCACUAUUACAUUUCAAACCUGGUAUUUAUGAACUAAGAUUCCAUGGUAAUAGUUCACAUAAGGUGUUGAUGAUAUCGCGUCCAUUUCAAUUAGGAUAUCCAAAACUGGAAUUAGAAAGUAGAGAAGACAUCAAGAAAGCUUUAACAGACAUUUUAACAAAAUGUGGUUCUGUUAAGGAUGGUAAAUACGUUGAAUCUGCUAACAAGAAUUUCCCAAUUAUUGCAUGUAGAAAAUUGAUCAAAGAUUCCUUAGAUGUCGAAUUAUCCAUCGAUUAUAUUAGAAGGGUCAACGGUGACCUUGAUACCAUUUCCACCAAAAUUCAUGAAAUUAAAGUCAUUUUAGAAAAAUUAUAG